AUGGCCUCCAAGCGUGUUUUCGUCGAAGAGGAUUUCUCUUGUCCUGUAUGUUGUGAUGUCUUCAAGUAUCCUGUUAUCAUGACAUGUAGUCACAGUGUGUGUAAAGUCUGUCUGCAGCAGUUCUGGGAAUCUAAAGGACACCAAGAAUGUCCUAUCUGCAGGAAAAGAUUCACAAAUUCAAGUCCACAACUUAACUUGGUCUUAAAGAACCUGUGUGAGAUCUACUCACAACAGAGAAGUCAGAGAGCUUCAGCAGGGUCUGAGGUGCUCUGCAGUCUGCACAGUGAGAAACUCAAGCUCUUCUGUCUGGAGGAUAAACAGCCUGUGUGUCUGGUGUGUCGAGACUCAAGGGAACAUAAGAAUCACAACUUUAGUCCUGUUGUUGAGGUCAUCUGUGAUUAUAAGAAGGAACUGAGGACACAGUUGGCCAAGCUGGAAAAAAAUAUGAAGAAACAUAAAGAAACUAAACUAACUAGUGAUGAAACAGCGAAACACAUUAAGACACAGGCCCUAACCACAGAGAAGCAGAUCAAGGAGGAGUUUGAGAAGCUUCACCAGUUUCUACGAGAUGAAGAGGCAGCCAGGAUAGCUGCACUGAGGGAGGAAGAGGAGCAAAAGAGUCAGAUGAUGAAGGAGAAGAUUGAGAAGAUGUACAGGGUGAUCGCAUCUCUCUCAAAUACAAUCACUGUUCUAAAAGAGCAGCUAAAUGCUGAUGACAUCACAUUCUUGCAGUGCAUGUUGUGUCAGCAAGAAAAAAACCCAUUCUGUUUCUUUGUUACUCUCCAGAACUACAAGAGCACACAGUGCACACGGCAGGAUCCAGAGAGGGUUUCAGGAGCUCUGAUCAAUGUGGCAAAGCACCUGGGCAACCUGAAGUUCAGAGUCUGGGGGAAGAUGCAGGAGACUGUUCAAUACACUCCUGUGACUCUGGAUCCCAACACUGCAAAACCCAAUCUCAUCCUGUCUGAGGAUCUGACCAGUGUGAGAUGUGGUGAUGAGGAGAAGCAUCUUCCUGAUAACCGAGAGAGGUUUGAUAAGUGGGCCAGUGUCCUGGGCUCUGAGGGCUUUAACUCAGGGACUCACUGCUGGGAUGUGGAGGUUGGAGAGAACACACAGUGGAAUGUGGGUGUGAUGACAGAGUCUCUCCAGAGGAAGGGAGACAUAUCCUCCAUCAGUGGACUGUGGUGUGUGGGGUAUUAUGGUGCUGAAUAUAAAGCACGCACUACUCCUCAGCCCCCCACUCUCCUCACAGUGCAGCAGAAACCCCAGAGGAUCAGAGUGCAGCUGGACUGGGACAGGGGAGAGCUGUCAUUCUCUGACCCUGAUAAUAACACACACAUACACACUUUCACACACACUUUCACUGAGAGAGUGUUCCCAUACUUAGGUGUUGGUAGGGUGUCUCCUUUGAAGAUGUUACCAGUGAAGGUCUCAGUUAGAGUAGAGCAGCCCAGUUAGAGCUGAUAGUGUCUCUGUGUGGACCAGAACUGAUCAGCAUGAGGAGAUGAAUCAGUUAGAGGAGACUCUGAGAGAAAACACCACUCUGGACUGAGAGAAAUCACCAGCAUCAGACACACUGACUUUUUUUUUUUGUAAUUAUCAGGUUUAUGUAUGAUU
This is a messenger RNA of Sardina pilchardus (European sardine), 1617 nucleotides long. Its product is annotated as zinc-binding protein A33-like. Gene Ontology annotation, molecular function: protein binding; ubiquitin protein ligase activity; zinc ion binding. The record is from RefSeq and is a predicted model, not a curated record. Gene Ontology annotation, biological process: protein ubiquitination. The coding region runs from base 1 to 1458 and encodes 485 amino acids. NCBI's taxonomy places the organism in Eukaryota, Metazoa, Chordata, Actinopteri, Clupeiformes, Clupeidae. Gene Ontology annotation, cellular component: cytoplasm. The transcript has 6 exons.